GAGCCGGGCGACGGUACGCGCCUGGGCUGAGGAACAUGGACUGCGCCCGCCUCUGGCUAGGGCUGUUGCUGCCUGUGGUAGCUGCGCUGGACUUCAGCUACCACCACCAGCCAGAGAUGGAAGCGUUCCUGAAGAGUAUUACCCAAAACUACAGUUCUAUCACUCACUUACACAGUAUCGGGAAAUCUGUGGAAGGCAGAAACCUGUGGGUUCUUAUUGUGGGACGCUUCCCAAACGAACACAGAAUCGGGAUUCCAGAAUUCAAAUACGUGGCAAAUAUGCAUGGAGAUGAGGCUGUAGGGCGGGAACUGCUGCUCCAUUUGAUUGAAUAUCUCGUAACCAGCGAUGGAAGAGACCCUGAAAUCACAAAUCUAAUUAAUAGUACCCGGAUACACAUCAUGCCUUCAAUGAACCCAGAUGGAUUCGAAGCUGUUCUAAAGCCUGACUGUUUUUACAAUAAGGGAAGGGAAAAUAGUAACUUCUAUGACCUGAAUAGAAAUUUCCCCGAUGCUUUUGAAUUUAAUAAUGUACCAAGGCAGCCUGAAACUGUGGCAGUCAUGAAGUGGCUGAAUACAGAGACAUUUGUCCUUUCUGCAAACCUCCACGGUGGUGCCCUGGUGGCCAGUUACCCAUUUGAUAAUGGUGUUCCAGCCACUGGAACAUUAUACUCUCGGAGCUUAACCCCUGAUGAUGAUGUUUUUCAAUAUCUUGCACAUACCUACGCUUCAAGAAAUCCCGACAUGAGGAAAAGAAAUCCAUGUAGAACUAAAAUAGAGUUUCCUGGUGGAAUUGUAAAUGGAUACUUUUGGUAUCCACUCAAAGGUGGAAUGCAAGAUUACAACUACAUCUGGGCCCAGUGUUUUGAAAUUACGUUGGAGCUGUCAUGCUGUAAAUAUCCUCGCAAGGAGAAGCUUCCAAGCUUCUGGAACGAAAACAAAGACUCACUGAUUGACUAUAUAAAACAGGUGCACAUAGGUGUAAAGGGUCAAAUUUUUGAUCAGAAUGGGACUCCAUUACCCAAUGUAACUGUAGAAGUCCAAGACAGAAAACAUGUCUGCCCCUAUAGAACCAACAAAUUUGGAGAGUAUUACCUCCUUCUCUUGCCUGGGUUCUAUGUAAUAGAGGUUACAGUCCCUGGACACGAUCCACAUCUCACAAAGGUGACUAUUCCCCCAAAAUCCCAGAACUUCAGUGCUCUUAAAAAGGAUAUUUUACUUCCAUUCAGAGGGCAAUUGGAUCAUAUCCCAGAAUCAGAUCCUUUAUGUCCUAUAAUUCCUCUCUACAGAGAUUUGCAAGGCCACUCAGCUGCAACAAAGCCCAGUCUGUUCUUAUUUUUAGUGACUCUUUUUCACAUAUUGUUCAAAUAAAGCAAAAUGUGAAACUCAACCCCCAUCACCACCUGGAAUCAGGGCUUACUCAUGCCAGGUUACUGCAACUCUAACUCCCUCUGUGGAACCUUGACUGGAUAAACUCCACGGUCCUUCCCUAAGAAGAGAAAUGUUUGUUUCCAAAUCCUGCAACAAGCAACGUAUGGUGAUAAUGAAAGGAAUGAUUUAGUCUUAAUGAUGGAAGACACCUACCCAUCAAGUACUGCUCACUUACACUUAAUCUUGAAGUAGUCUUAGAAAUUUGUAAGAAGUUAAACUUGAGAAGCAUGAAAGAAGUUCCUGCAAGAAAAAAAAGGAGGUAAUUUUGUAUACAGAGAGCCAUUUGAAUAUAAGCAAUGAAGAUGAACAUUUAUUGAUCACCUACUAUAUACAAGACCUUGCCAUGUGUACUAUAUGUGAAGAGGUAGUGCCAUAUAUAAUUUUCAGUGCAGGGAAAAAUGAUGAUAAGACUGGGAAUAUUAAGUUUUGCCAACGUUCUAAGGAAAUAUGAGCGAAAACAAGCAACCACGUCUCAGUGGCCCAAGAAAAUAUGGACCUGAUGGGAUGACAAAUUUGUCUACAGAGCCCUGAAAUAAUAGGUCAAUUAAGGUAAGGGUCCCUGCCUUUCUGCAGCCAGAUGCCACAGUCUUCUGUUAUGCUGAUGACCCCCAAAUGCCUGAGCUUCAGACUCAGGUCUGACUGCCCACUGGACACAUCUACCUGGAUGUGACCCAUAGAUACCUCAAACUCAUCAUGUUGAAAAAUUGAACAUACUUCUCUCCCCAGAGCUGCUCUUCCUCCUGCAUUCUCUGUCUCAGUUACUGAUAGCACCAAACUAGAAACCUGGGAGUCACCCUUGAUACCUCCUCCUCCUCCUCCAUCCCAUCUAUUCAGUCAGUCACUAAAGAUUGAUGUUAUUUGUAUGUGUUGAUUGAUUCUACCCUCUCUUCAUGGCUACUAACACCACCAGGUUUAGGCCAUCAUAGCUCACCUGUACCACGGCAACUGGUCUCUCUCUUGCUUCCAGCUCUCUCCUCUUCAAAUCCAACCUCCACACAGCACUGGGGAAAGGGGUCUAUUUAAAACAAAAAUCAGCAAUCAACUGCUUGUAGUUCCUACACACAUAACACGCUGUGUGUCCCCUGUGUCUGCAAUGCCAUUCUGACCCACUACAUUUUCUUUCCCACUCCUCCUUUAAAACCCAGUUCAGGUGGUUUAAUGGGUACAGAGUUUCUGUUUGUCAUGAUGAGAAAGUUCUGGAAAUAGUGAUGAUGGUUGUACAACAUUGUGAAGUAUUUAAUGCCACUGAAUUGUAUACUCAAAACUGGUUAAAAUUGUAAAUUUUAUGUUAUGUAUAUUAUACCACAACAAAAAAAGAGGAUAGUGACUAUUAAAUAUUAAAAUAAUGCUUCAUUAGGUGCUUCGUAAUAAUGUACUCUACAAAGUGAAAGCUCCAAGGCAUACAUGCUGUGUAAAUUACAUAUCUUACUUAGGUGAAACUCCAACAGAAACAAAGACUAGUCUGUUAAAGAGUAAACAAGUAAAAUAUAAAGAUCAAUGAUGAUUCCCUUAAAAAAAAAAAAGUUCAGGUAUCAACUCCUCUGGGAAACCUUUGCUGACCAUUGUCCCAUUCCACUCAGUUUCACCCCCUCCCAGUCAAUCUGGGGGCCCUGCCUCUUUGCUCCUCAAAUUAAACAGGUUACCUCUGUUGUGGGAUUUAUAACACUGCAUUAUACGCUUCUAUUUCCAUGAGUGAUUUUCUCUGGCAGAGUGUGAGGUCUCUGAGACCAGGGUCUAUUUAAUUUGUUUGAAAAACUUAUUCUAAAUCCUAUCACAUGGUGAGACCUGAAUGAAUGAACCAAGUGCUCCAGCAAACUGCUGCUCUUAAAACAUUAUAUGCAAGAAUUAAUUAGGGGAGGUGGGGAUAUCAAACAAACAGCAGACCAGCAACUCUGGGGAGCAGGUUUCUGAGUGCUGUGUAUUGCUCAUGAAAGCGAGUUGCCUUGGCUCUUAUUUUAAAUUGAAAGUCCUAUAGGGUCUGGAAACAGAAACUAUACUGGGCUUGGUACCUGCUUGAGACCCACAAAUGAAAGGGAGAUACAUGGGCAUUGAGGAGCUAUUCCUAUGCCAGUUUAUUCUGCAUGCACCAAAUCAUACAUGUGAAUAUCAGCAAUAUUUGUAGACCUCUUUUAAAUCUGGUAAUAACCUAAAUAUCUUGAUUGAUAGUUUUUAUUUAAAUAAGUGGUAAUUUAUUAUAUACUUGAAAGUAUAUAUUAAUAUAAUAUUGCAGAAAAUGAUUUUGGUAAUAUUACAGAUAAAAGUAUACAAAACUCAACUUGAUUUACCAUCAAGUCCUAAACAAUUUUCAGUCAGGCAUUCUGAGUUCUAACUUUUCCUUUUCUAAGAUAGCAAUUCUGAAGGGACAUGAACCAAAAUCUGAUUUGGUUCAUGAGCCUUAAUGUAAAUUUCUGAAGGAAAUAAUGCUUUUAAAAUCAGAAAUUUUAUCAGAAUCAAACUUAAAACCAUUUAGAGACAAGCAAAACAAUUUAGAAAAUUUCCAAACCAAACAUAAACCAAACCUGAAUUUAGUUCAGAGCAGGUUUGGGGUUUAUUUUGCAGUGACAGCUCUGUGCUUGAAAGUGAAGUUUGCUAAAAGGAUUUAGUAUGGUAGAAUCCCAGCUACACCCUCCACUCAUCAAGUGACGUGUUCAAGAGAAAAAACGACCAUGGAAUUCUGACUACAGUGAGACCAGAUCCCCAACACCUUUCCUACUGUUCUCCACCCUCUUAGGCUGCUGAUUAUGCUCCCUGGGUUCUAAGUUCAGGUGUAAUUACUUUUACAGAGAAACCAACAUAGUAAAAGAUUUUCAACAUAGGCGAAAAGAAGAUAGCAUGUAUAAUAAAAUGAUAAUUAGGAGGCAGGAGCCCUGUGAUUCAACCCACCACAGUUCAGUUUCCUUACCUGUAAAAUGAAGGUCUCUGCUUGACUGUGAUUCUAUGACUAUCAGUAGCAGCGGUGUAAGAUGCCACACUCUGGUGCCAGUUUUGGGUACCUGCCCAGGUGGAGGAAGGAUAAUUAACACUCAAGAGGCAUAAAUAUUUUGAAGGCAGUAUAACUGAUUAGAGACCAAUAAACAGAAUUGGUCUGAAAGCUGAAACAUUGGCUAGCUAGAAUGACCACUUAAUAAUAUUUAAGGAAAUGUUCAUGAAAUAACACAGCUUUUACCCAUGUACCUCCUCAAAUUAUAAUAAAUGUUAACAUGAAUGAAUUUAAAUGGUGGGCAGUAUUUUAGAGAAAUGUUAAGUCUCUGCAGGUAGCUAUCAGUGUUGAUUUUGGUGCUUAAUUUAUCACGGACUUGAGCUGUUGGAUGUAUCAGAAAUGUUAAAAAGCCUCUUCUCAAUAUUUCUGAAAGUCUAAGAAAUCAACAUUUUUGUUCUAGAAGCAAAUUUGCAUUUGUAAUAUUUCUUAAAAUGGUAUGACAGGUUAGCUCUACCUUUAGAAAGUAAAAAUAUCUUUUCCUAGGGAAUCUAGAAAAAUGAGAAUAGCAUAUUGUCUCACUGUGACAGGGGAAGUUGCUUAUUGAGAAAUUUGGUUCUUAUUCUACAUGGUGACAAUACAAUUGAUGCCUAUGUCAUGACAGCUUUAGAUUGGCGGGAAGGGGAGAAAAUUAUGAUGGUCAAAGUAAAAAAAAGUUCACAGCACCUAAAGUAGAAAUUUGGGGAAACAGUCUAACUUCAUUACAGACUUUACAUUGUAUCACUGAUAAGCAGAUAUUGUACUGUAUUGCUCACAAACCAUUUUAUCAUACUUCAGCAUAUGAACUCCAUAGCCUUUUAUAGAUGUUGCGUAAGCUGAUUUUAUAAGUUUUCUCAGUGACUUUCUUUUGUACUAUAAUUAAAAACUUAAAAUGUACAAAUUGUCUAAGACUAAAAAGUGUUAUUGGGCAGGGGCCAAGACUACCUCUGAAUUCAGUAAAAUCAGAAUAUUUCUGAUUCUCAAUAAAGAAUUAAUAUUUCUGUAAACAACAAAUGCUGUUUCUUUCCAUUACAUUACUUUGAAAACAAAUACACCAGUGUACAAAGUCCACAUACCAGAGAGAACUGAUUGCCAUCAAAUAAAGACCAAAUCUAAUGACCUUUUAUGAGGCAAUAAUAUUGCAAUAAUUCUUCAAAGCCCAGAGAGUCCUUCCAGAACAGUUUAUAUGAUAUAUACCCAUCCAAAUUACUUUGUGCCAUGGGGGAGAUAAUGGAUGAAGUGUGCCUACUGGCACAAAAAACAAACACUAAAAAAAUCACACAAAAAACACAUACCACAAACACACACACACACACAAAAUCUUUGGAAAAUUCCCAGUGCACACUGUAAAGGGUCUGAGAAAUCAAGCAGGAAAGAAAUGGAUUCCCCAAACAGACUCAGCCAUGGAACCAUUUUCUUAAAUAAUUUAGCCUAGUACCAUCUCUUUGAACUUAUAUAUCUAGAAAUUUUGGAAGAUGCUGG
Molecule: messenger RNA, 5865 nt
Organism: Physeter macrocephalus (sperm whale)
Lineage: Eukaryota; Metazoa; Chordata; Mammalia; Artiodactyla; Physeteridae
Gene: CPM
Product: carboxypeptidase M
Exons: 9
Coding region: 36-1367 (443 amino acids)
Biological process (GO): protein processing; peptide metabolic process
Molecular function (GO): zinc ion binding; metallocarboxypeptidase activity
Source: RefSeq, a predicted model, not a curated record